Alternaria burnsii is the source of this 1548-nucleotide messenger RNA. RefSeq lists its product as uncharacterized. The coding region runs from base 1 to 1548 and encodes 515 amino acids. NCBI's taxonomy places the organism in Eukaryota, Fungi, Ascomycota, Dothideomycetes, Pleosporales, Pleosporaceae. The transcript is spliced from 2 exons. The record is from RefSeq and is a predicted model, not a curated record.
AUGAAGACUCUGGCGCAAUUCUCCGCUGUUCGUCAGGACUCUGAUGACGAUGCACAAAGAAGCGUCGAGUUGCUCGCCAUGGCCGACCACCAUAGCGAUACCAAGUCCGGUACGCCUCGCCAAUGGUCACAGAACGACCGCGAGGCUGCUUUACAAGAUAAAUGGUCACUAUUUCCUUGGCGAGUAGCUUCCGUUCUGCUGGCGCUCCCUCUUGCUCUUGCCGGCAUUGUCAGCCUCGCAGCCGCCGCAGAAACGGUAUCUCAAAGUUACAUUAUGGGGCGAGACUGCUAUCCGAACGGUCUUUGGAAGGAAGCUUCCGGUGCAACAUGGCGCAUUAUGGAUUCUUCUUACUUCUUCACGCCUAACUUGAGUUUUGGAGCUAUGACCUUUACACAGGUAAAAGUCAUUGAUGUUGCCUGGGAUCUGAUUAUUGGAAGAGGUGGACAACUUUUGCUGGCAUGGGCGAACUAUCGCGUCUUCAACGAGUGGCUGGUGUACCACAUGGAGAUGCAUCACACAUCGUACAAACUGUAUGCCGCCGUAGCCUUCGAAACAACAACAAUGGGCACGCUCGGUGUACUGGGGAAAGAAUUCUUAGCUUUUGGGGCGGGCACCUGGAAGCGCUUAUUCCGAUGGCUGGCAAUACUUUCAAUGUUGCUAUCCACGCUCUAUGUGAUCUCGUUCCCGACUUUGAUGGCAGCCAUGACAGGUUACAUCGCGACUUAUGAGCCAUACAUAGAGGAUUUUGAUGGGAACCUCCUCGGAUGGAGCCAGGUGAAACAGGUGGAGUACAUUAUCCACGACGCUGAUCGAUUGGACGGUUUCGAUGCGCCGCUCGUUGCUACAACAGACGAUAAGCCGCUCGUCGAUGCUAUUGAUAAUUACCGUAAGCAGUUCGGAAACUGGACCUGGGAAUAUGAAGUGAAUGGCGUGCCUCGGGUAGGUUUUGGCUUCAACGGUACCAACAAUACAAAUAUAACAGCCGAAUUUGUGCUGGAAGGCGUCAAGUUACCCCUGUUCCGAAGCCUCCAAAUUACCAGAUUUCCUGUCGAAUACGCAAAGUUGAACUCCGUUCCACUACAUGAACACCCUGGAUACCAAUAUGCUUUUGAGAAGCGCCCAGACUCGAACCACACCUACGACGCGGCUUAUUUGCUGGAGCAUGGAUCUUGCAAACCUAGCGAGACGUAUCAGUGGGGGUUCUCUUACAUCUUUCUAUUCAUGGUCUCCAUCUUCAACUUCAUCUGGGUCUGCAUCAUGGUCGGCAUGUGGCUUGAUACACGGCGAGGGUCAAGAAUGUAUAGGAGUGGCAGGAGACCCGGGCUUUUGCGCAGUAUCAUCGAAUAUUCGGCAGCGAUACGAGAAGAGCUAGGCAGUGAAGCCGAAUAUCUGGAGGAGGAUGACCUGCGAAAACGUUUGACGCAGAGUAACGGAGCGUUGGUUGUGGAGAAGGCUGAGCUCAGAGUGACACGUACGAACAUGAGCACUGGAGUGAAGACAACUAAAAGUGGUUGGAAGCGGAAUCUCACGAAAGGCAGCACUUUUUGA